Molecule: messenger RNA, 1555 nt
Organism: Oldenlandia corymbosa var. corymbosa
Lineage: Eukaryota; Viridiplantae; Streptophyta; Magnoliopsida; Gentianales; Rubiaceae
Source: the annotation of a GenBank genome assembly
GUUUCUUCCUCAUAAAUACACUCAACUUCCCCCCAAAAUCCCUCCCCCCUCCGUAAUCAAUCUCUCCUUUCCAAAUUUUCCACCGCCGUACCGGCGUUUUCCUUCCUUUUUUUGUCAUCACCGGAGAUGUCAUUUUUUGAUCCUCGGCCACCGCCGACUUCGCCGCCGAUUAAUGGCGGCUCGGUCCCCACUCCCACCACUCUCAUCAUUUCCCAGCCACAAUACAGCAGCCGGAGCACUCCCACGGAUAUCCUCAGCGAUUCCACUUCCUCCUCACCUCCAACGUCGCCGUCCACAUCCAUUAUUAUCGUCAUCAUCGUCAUCGCCUCCGCUAUCGUGGUCUCCGCCACUAUUUACCUUCUCCUCCGCCUGCUUUCCCGCCGUUGCCGCAGCACUUUCCGCACAUUUUCCUCCACCUCUUCGGUGGCGGAGGACGUCGUUUUGCCUAAUCACCUCCGCGUUUCAGGCCGCGCCGAAGAUCGGCGGUCGUUGAAUCAGACGGUUCUGGAAUCGCUUCCCCUGUUUACGUUCGGUUCAAUCAAAGGCGGAAAUUUUACGUCCGGCGAUUGUGCGGUUUGCCUGAGCAAAUUCGAACGGCAGGACCAGCUCCGGCUACUACCUCUCUGUUGCCACGCGUUCCACGCUGACUGUAUCGGCGCGUGGCUGUCUUCCAACCUCACUUGCCCCCUCUGCCGCUCAACCGUAACUCCGACCGAUCGAGAUAUCAUUCAUAAAAUCCUCGGUCCGGAUAAUCCGGAGAGUAAUAAUAAUGGCAACAUUAACGGCGGCAACAACAGCAUGAGCCGUAGCGGAAGCUUCCGCGUCGAAAUCGGAAGUGUGAGCCGCCGACGAGAGGCAGGGGACGAUGAUCGGAGGACGUAUUCUGUUGGCACGUUUGAUUACAUAGUGGAUGAUGCCUGUGAGGUUCCGAUUGGUUCGAUACAUCAAAGAGGCGUUUCUGAUUGUACGUCGGUCGAUAAGGAUUCCGUUAAUAAUAUUCCGGUGACAGGGCCUCCGGGAGAAAAUGUGGCUAUGGAUGUUGGCGGGAGCAGGAGUUGGCUGAGAGAGUACGUGGACAGGAUCAGCUCUCUUUCUUUCUCGUCCCGGACGAUGUCGUUUCGGAGCUCCGGGAGGUUCUUUGCCGGCAGUAGUCGCCGGAGUGAGGUGGUCGUCCCAAUCGAUGACUUGGAAGCCGGCCGGCAAGGGGAGGAAAUUAGCGAGUUUUUCCGGUGGCUCUCCCCGGUAUAAAAAAGUUCUUGUAAAUUUCGACAACGGAUGGAGGUCAUUUUCGUCUUUCAAUACGCCCGAGUUUUCCAUUUAUUGCUUAAUCCACUGAAAUUUUCAAUUCAAAAACUAAAAAUUCUUUUUUUUUUUUUUUUCCUUGAGUGGAUUUUGCAAAAUGUGGAGCUGUGUACAGAGCCUACUACAGAUAGUAAUCAUGGAAUUGGAUAUUAUAUUUGUUUAUUGAGAUUUGAGGUGUUCUUUUUACCCGUGGAAUUAAUUUGUCAAGGUCAAACAUUAAUCAUGAAUUUCCUUCCCUUUUGAUUAAUUACAC